Messenger RNA from Ctenopharyngodon idella (grass carp), 3221 nucleotides. It is a transcript of the gene vangl2, whose product is annotated as VANGL planar cell polarity protein 2. Gene Ontology annotation, biological process: establishment of planar polarity; Wnt signaling pathway, planar cell polarity pathway; multicellular organism development. The transcript has 8 exons. The record is from RefSeq and is a predicted model, not a curated record. Lineage: Eukaryota; Metazoa; Chordata; Actinopteri; Cypriniformes; Xenocyprididae. Gene Ontology annotation, cellular component: plasma membrane. The coding region runs from base 437 to 2017 and encodes 526 amino acids.
GUGGAGGGUGUGAUGAUGGAAGGCGGAGCAGGAACGUGGGGGAGGUCGGGUCGAGUCGGGCUUCCAUUCGGGGCGUGUAUCAGCUCAGGUUUGAAUGGAGACGGAAAUAUGUGAGUUUCUGUGAAGGGAAAAGAAAAAAAAAAAAAAAAAAAAACACGGACGCAAAGUAGAGCCGCAGGCCAGAGAACAUAUCACCUUCAUUUAUCCGGAGCUCUUAAACAACAAGAAGAGGAUUUUACUCAUCUGCAAACUGUCUGUCCUCUCCUCUCCGUCAGCCUCCAAGAUAGAUUCUCUCAGGAGUAAGGUGGAACUGCUGAAGUUGCCAUUGACUCUGUCAUCCAAAUCCAUCUCGGAGCGCAAGACUCAGCUGGGCGGAACCACAGAACGCUCCAGGGGCGGAGCUGGGGCCCACAAACCCCGCCCACCAGCCCCAGACAUGGACAACGAGUCGCAGUACUCGGGAUAUUCCUACAAGUCUUCCCAUUCACGCAGCUCUCGCAAGCACAGGGACAGGAGAGACAGACAUCGCUCUAAGAGCAGAGACAGCAGCAGUCGAGGAGACAAGUCUGUCACCAUCCAGGCACCUGGAGAACCACUGCUGGACGCAGAGUCCACACGCGGAGAUGACCGGGAUGAUAACUGGGGCGAGACCACCACCGUUGUGACCGGGACGUCCGAGCACAGCGUCUCUAAUGAGGACCUCACACGGGCGUCUAAAGAGCUCGAGGACUCUUCACCCCUGGAGUGCCGUCGAUUCGCCGGGCCCGUUCUGAGCGGCAUUUUGGGCCUGUUUGCCCUCCUGACGCCUCUGGCCUUCCUCCUGCUGCCUCAGCUGCUGUGGCGUGACUCUCUGGAGCCCUGCGGUACACCGUGCGAAGGCCUUUAUGUCUCUCUGGCCUUCAAGCUCCUCGUCCUCCUCAUCUCGUCCUGGGCUCUGUUCUUCCGCCCUCCACGCGCCACGCUCCCGCGCUUCUUCGUCUUCCGCUGCCUCUUGAUGGCGCUGGUCUUCCUCUUUGUGGCAUCCUACUGGCUGUUCUAUGGCGUGAGGGUGCUGGAGCCCAGAGAGCGUGACUACAGGGGCAUCGUGGGAUACGCCGUCUCGCUGGUGGACGCGCUGCUGUUCAUUCAGUAUUUGGCGCUUGUGCUACUGGAGGUGAGGCACCUCAGGCCGGCCUUCUGCCUCAAAGUGGUUCGCACCACUGAUGGAGCCAGUCGCUUCUACAACGUUGGACACCUCAGUAUCCAGCGAGCAGCGGUGUGGGUCCUGGAUCACUACUACACUGAUUUCCCAGUGUACAACCCUGCUUUACUCAAUCUACCCAAGUCCAUCCUGUCUAAAAAGAUGUCUGGAUUUAAAGUGUACUCCCUGGGAGAAGAGAACAGCACCAAUAACUCAACCGGUCAGUCUCGUGCGAUGAUUGCCGCCGCCGCACGCAGAAGAGACAACUCUCAUAACGAAUACUACUAUGAGGAGGCAGAGAUGGACCGCAGGAUCCGAAAGCGCAAGGCCAGACUGGUGGUGGCAGUAGAGGAAGCGUUCACUCAUAUCAAAAGACUUCAGGACGAUGAGGCCGCGACGUCGCCCAAGCACCCCCGUGAGGUGAUGGACCCUCGAGAGGCGGCCCAGGCCAUCUUCGCCCCAAUGGCACGAGCCAUGCAGAAGUACCUGCGUACGACACGCCAGCAGCCCUACCACAGCAUGGAGAGCAUCAUCGCUCACUUGCAGUUCUGCAUCACUCACAACAUGACGCCCAAGGCUUUUCUGGAGCGGUACCUGACCCCGGGCCCCACCAUGCAGUACCAGCGUGAGAACGGCAGGGGGCGGCAGUGGACUCUGGUGAGCGAGGAGCCCGUGACGUCAGCACUGCGUCAAGGACUGGUGUUCUCCCUGCGCCGCCUCGAUUUCGCCCUGGUCGUCACAGUGACGCCCCUCCCCUUCCUCAACCUAGGAGAGGAGUUUAUUGACCCCAAGAGCCACAAGUUUGUGAUGCGGCUUCAGUCAGAAACCUCUGUGUAAGAGGAAAGUGAGACUGAGACAAGGGCAGUACAACAGGACAGAGGGACAGAACCACUCGUUUUUCUUUUAGAUAUCACUUUUACACAACUGUUUGUAUGUCUUUUUUAAACACUACAUGAACUACUUGGAUCUAGAGACUGUCAGGAUGACUCUAGACUGACUAACUCUUACGCAUUUCAGCUGUGAAUAAUGAUGUGUCAUGAUCAAAUACAGUUUCACAAAACAGUCUCUGCGAGAUGUACAAUCCGGACCAUUCUCCAGCAAUUCCAGGUACCAUAAUAUGGCUGCCCUUAUCAACUCUACGCCCACGUUUAUGCUUCAGAACCCAUGAGAAGUGAUAGAAACACUAUAAGAUUGUAGCUGAUCAAUGCAGAGCAAUCAAGUGCUUUACUAUUUUAUGAUUGUGGAUCAAAAGCACAUGAGAAGCAUGUUUGUAACUCUACUCGGCCUUGAGCUCUGUAUCUGUUGUGAAUGUUUUUAAGAUGUCGUAUGCGUCACGUUUGCAGUACUUUAUUCUUUAUCCUAAAUAAUCGAGGGGCCUUUUAUAUCAUUCGUUCACAUUGUUCUGUACACCAGCAAACUCAUUGUCCAUACAGCGCGGUUUUCUUCGAAACACAGUCAUGGUUUUGUUGUGUUUGGUAUGUACGUCUGUCAAUCAAAUGUGACCUUUACAUAAAAAUGCAAAAACAUGAACGUGUGCCAAAUGUCAUAACUGUGCCUGGUUCGUGCUGUGACUACAGAGCUAUGCAGACAUACAGAGCUGGCCGUAUCUGAACCGGCCUUGGAUUUCUAGUGGUUUGAGGAAACUAAUGAUCUCGUCCAACCCAUGACUCAAUCGACCUCACUGUUUACCCCCCUCUUUCACAUCCUGUACAUAACUCAAUCUCUUUUUAUACACGCGUGGACGUCAGUGAAAGGGGAAUUUGACUUGAUGUAGGUGGUUGAUUUUCAGAACUGACCGUUUCAUUAUUAGGCCUGAUGCAUGGAUAUAGGCGAUGCAGUUUUGUACUUUGGUUUUUUACUUUUUAUCAUUUUGUAUGAAAGUUAAGCUAAUCUUUUAACAUUUUCCCUUUAAAAAAAAUGGUUUGUUGUAAAGAGAUUUGUAGAUUUUUGGUUAUUGUGUGAAAACCUUUUUGGCAAUGGAUAAUUUUAGAACUAAAAAUGUUGCAGCCUUUUUUUUUUUUUAAAUAAAAGAUCAACUCGA